Molecule: messenger RNA, 5064 nt
Organism: Solenopsis invicta (red fire ant)
Lineage: Eukaryota; Metazoa; Arthropoda; Insecta; Hymenoptera; Formicidae
Gene: Polr3A
Product: DNA-directed RNA polymerase III subunit RPC1
Exons: 21
Coding region: 585-4784 (1399 amino acids)
Biological process (GO): DNA-templated transcription
Molecular function (GO): DNA binding; DNA-directed RNA polymerase activity
Source: RefSeq, a predicted model, not a curated record
CGUUACUCUUGUUACCUACCCGCGGCAUUUUUCACAGUAUCUCGCCGAUAUUCGACCAGCGUGUACACGUAAUUGUCACGUCGACAUUAAUCGGUCGAGUUUUGUUACCGUACGGCAAAAACACAGCAGUCAAUUUUCCUACGGCCCGGUUUUGUGCAUCUUUGUACAUGAAUCGAUGCAAAUAGCGCGCAAAUUCAGAAUAAUGUUUUAUUUGUCGCAUGAUAGUUCUUCGAACGUAUUCAUUGGCUACAAGAUGAAGAAGUAGAUUAUUAGAUCUAGAAGAAUACACCAAUAACACCGAAACUCACUCAACUAUUAAGUUCCUGAAUGCGACCAAUGAGAGCAUCCAGAUGCAUCAAUUGAUCACGGAACAGUUAAAUGUUAAAAAUGAUUGGUUCUCAUCUUUGGAGCCUACCAAUCAUUUUCAACUGCUACUUAGCCAUUCAGUUAAAACACGUGUUCGCUACAGAGAGGCUUUCUUUUCGAACGUGAUUGACAGUUUCAAUCUGAAGAAGCAAGAUUAAAAUGAACUAAUCAUCGAGAACUGUUUUGACUAUUUGUGCUUAUUUACGCCAAGAUCAAGCAUGGUGAAAGAACAGUUCAGGGAGGCAAAUGUUGCCAGCAAAGUCUCCCAUAUAUCGUUUGGAGUGGACAGCAUGAUUGACAUGCACAUGCAAGCCAAUGUACAGGUGGUCUCUAACAAUUUAUACAAUGAGGAUGCAACACGCACUCCAGCUCUGCAUGGAGUGCUUGACAGGCGCAUGGGAGUGAGUUCUAUGGGAGCCGAUUGUGAAACAUGUGGUAAAAAGCUAAGUGACUGUGUAGGACACUUUGGAUACUUGGAUCUAGAAUUACCAGUCUUUCAUAUUGGCUACUUCAGAUCAAUCAUCCAAAUUUUGCAGACAAUUUGCAAGAGAUGCGGUUGUGUUCUGCUGACGCCUGAGGAAAGGAAACCUUAUCAGCGCAAAAUAGAAAAUCCAAAUUUAGGAUACUUAGUGCGUAAAUCGUUACGUAAACAAAUCUGGGAGAAAGCGAAGAAGAAGACGGAAUGUCCGUAUUGUAAAGCAAAUAACGGCCCUGUGAAAAAGGCUGGCUUUCUCAAGAUUAUACAUGAGCAGUACAAAAAUUUAAAGAAAACAGAUCCUAUCAUUCAAGAGAAGUUGGCUGAGUUGAACCCAAAAAUGGAACGUGACAAAGAAUAUAAAAAUAUAGUAGAACAAAACUAUAGAUGUUUAUUUGAUCAAUAUCUAUAUCCAAACGUGGUUCAAGAACUUUUCAAUAGAAUUCCAACAGGUGAUAGGUGUCUAUUGUUAAUGAAUCCCAAUCGCACAUCACCAGCAGAUUUAAUACUGACGAGGGUGCCUGUCCCGCCAAUUUGUAUUAGACCUAGCGUUUUAUCUGACCUAAAGGCUGGUACAAAUGAAGAUUAUCUGACAAUGAAAGUGUCAGAAAUAGUUAUUAUCAAUGAAACUAUUCGCAGGCAAAAAGGUGUUAAUAUAAAUAUGUACAUGGAACACUGGGAUUUUCUUCAACUCCAUUGUGGUCUUUACGUUAAUAGUGAAAUCUCUGGAAUACCUGUAGGCUUGCAACCUAAAAAGCAUGGCAGAGGUAUUGUACAAAGAUUGAAAGGGAAACAAGGUCGUUUCCGAGGUAAUUUAUCUGGCAAACGUGUUGAUUUUACUUCUCGCACAGUAAUUUCGCCCGAUCCGAAUCUCAGAAUAGAUCAGGUUGGCGUACCUAUACAUGUUGCAAAAACUUUAACAUAUCCGGAAAGGGUCAUUCCAUCAAAUAUAGAACUAUUGCGGAAAUUAGUUAGAAAUGGUCCGGAUAUACACCCAGGAGCAAACUAUGUACAAUAUAAGAGCUCGCAAAACAGGCGAUAUCUUAAAUAUGGCAAUCGAAAUAAAGUCGCUCAAGAUUUAGAGUUUGGCGACAUUGUCGAAAGGCACCUCAAAGACGAUGACUUAGUACUGUUCAAUCGACAACCGUCUUUGCACAAAUUAAGCAUAAUGACACACAGAGUCAAAGUAAUGGAACAUCGAACAUUCAGAUUCAAUGAAUGCGUCUGUACACCAUAUAACGCUGAUUUCGAUGGUGACGAAAUGAAUUUGCAUUGUCCACAAACUGAAGAAGCCAGAGCGGAAGCAUUGGUUUUACUAGCGAAUAAAUCCAAUUUAGUUACACCUCGUAAUGGUGAGCUGUUGAUAGCAGCGACGCAGGAUUUUAUCACCGGUGCUUAUCUUUUGACGCAGAAGGACUUGUUUCUCGAGAGAGAACAAGCUAGAUUAGCUCUUUGCCUCUUAGCCGGUCCAGAUGCUUCUAUGAUCGUAACUCUUCCUCCGCCUGCGAUAAUGAAGCCGGCGAAACUGUGGACUGGCAAACAAAUAUUCAGUUUGAUUAUACGACCGAAUAUGGAAUGUAAUAUAAAAGCAAAUCUAAAAACAAAGUGCAAGACAUAUACCGAAAACGAGGAAUUCUGCAUUAAUGACGGCUAUGUUAUCAUUCGCAACUCCGAGCUUCUAGCGGGAACAAUGGAUAAAUCAGUACUGGGUUCAGGAUCGAAACAAAAUAUAUUUUACAUUUUGCUACGCGAUUGGGGUGAAGAUGUUGCAAUCGCAGCUAUGUGGCGUUUAACUAGAAUAACGAAUCAUUUUAAUUUUGAUAAAGGAAUUUCUCUUGGUAUCGGUGAUCUUAUACCUAGUCAAGGUCUUCUCAAAUCCAAACACAUACUGUUAAAAGAACAUUACGGCAAAUGUAAUGGCUAUAUUAAAGAAAUGGAAGAGGGCCGUCUCGUUUGUCAACCUGGAUGUUCAGAAGAGGAAACACUAGAAACGAAAAUAUUGAAUGAACUUUCGGUAAUCCGUGAGCUUGUUGGUAAAGAAUGCCUAAAAGAAUUGCAUCGUACCAACACUCCUCUCAUUAUGGCACUCUGCGGGAGUAAAGGCAGUUUCAUUAACAUCUCUCAAAUGAUUGCUUGUGUAGGUCAGCAAGCUAUCAAUGGACAUAGAGUGCCGGAUGGAUUCGAAAAUCGUGCUUUACCUCAAGUUGCGGCACGAUUAAAGACACCGGAUGCUAAAGGCUUUGUGGAAAAUUCAUUUUAUUCUGGAUUAGUGUCCAAAGAAUUCUACUUUCAUGCAAUGGGCGGUCGGGAGGGUCUCACAGAUACCGCUGUGAAAACUGCGGAAACAGGAUAUAUGCAGAGACGAUUGAUCAAGAGUUUAGAAGAUCUGUGUAUCCAUUACGACAUGACUGUGCGGAAUUCCAUGCACGAUAUUAUACAGGUUCCAUAUGGCGGAGAUGGAUUGGAUCCUACGUAUAUGGAGGGUAAAGACUGUCCUGUGGAUUAUUCAAGAGUGUAUGAUCACGUAAGAGCGAAAGAGCCACAUAAAAAUGAAGAGUCUUUAAGUGCUGCUAAUGUGAUGAAUGCUACAAAUGAAAUGCUAUCCUCUGAGGAAUAUGAUUGCCUGAGUGACGAAUUCAAAAAGGCAUUGACCACAUUCCUGCAUGAUUCGGUGGCGGCAAAGAUAGCGCAUUUUAGGAGAAACAUUAAAUCAAAUGUGCCGGUGGUCUCACAACUCGAACGUUUCACCGUUUCACAAUUGGUAGAAUUUAUUCACACAUGUAAGGAGAAGUAUAUGAGAGCUAGGAUAGAACCGGGUACUGCUGUAGGCGCGCUUGCUGCACAAAGUAUCGGCGAACCGGGGACUCAAAUGACACUCAAAACGUUUCACUUCGCCGGUGUAGCGUCCAUGAACAUCACGCAGGGUGUGCCGCGUAUUAAGGAAAUUAUUAACGCUAGUCCAAAAAUUAGUACUCCUAUUAUAACAGCGACUUUGGUCAAUCAAAAAGAUCCCGAGUUUGCCGAGCGAGUGAAGGCAAGAAUCGAGAAAACAACUCUGGGAGAUGUAGCUGAAUAUAUUGAAGAAAUAUAUUUGCCCAAGGAUCAUUUCCUUAGAAUAAAGUUUGAUACCGAUAGGAUUAAAUUGUUGAAAUUAGAAAUUAAUCUUAUAUCUGUAAAGCAAAAAUUCCUUGCUUCAAAACUCAAGCUAACAGAGCAGAAUAUAACGGUGGAUACAAUCAAAUCUACUAUUGAGAUUCGACCAAGUCGACAUAAGGACAGUUCAAAUUUUCCAUUUCGUCAAUUGAGAGAGACCAUUCCAAAUAUUGUAAUAAAGGGCUUGCCUUCAGUUAAUAGAGUGGUUGUACAUAAUGAAAAUCUUGAUAAAACGAAUACAUAUAAAUUAUUUGUAGAAGGUGAUAAUUUUAGAGAAGUUAUGGCAACACGUGGCGUUAACGGCGAGAAGACGACAUCGAAUAAUACUAUAGAAGUUUUCAAAACGCUCGGAAUAGAGGCAGCGAGAACAACCAUCAUGUUAGAAAUUAAAUCAGUAAUGGAAAAUCACGGAAUUAGCAUUGAUCAUCGGCAUUUAAUGCUUUUGGCAGAUUUAAUGACUAGCAGAGGGGAAGUGCUUGGUAUUACGAGACAAGGUUUAGCAAAAAUGAAAGAAUCAGUUUUAAACUUGGCAUCGUUUGAGAAAACGGCGGAUCAUCUAUUUGAUGCGGCUUAUUACGGACAAAAAGACAUUAUCUGUGGCGUAUCGGAAUCAAUCAUAAUGGGCAUUCCAGUUCCAUUGGGCACGGGAAUUUUCAAACUGCUUCAUAAAGCGGAUAAAGACGAACCGAUUAAAAAGGAAUUACUGUUUGACAAUCCACAGUUUCACAAGCCACUUCAUCUUGGAAAACGAUUUCAACGAACGCGACCGCGUCCAACAUUGCAAGUUUAGUGUUGAUAAAAUUUUACAUUUAAUGACAAGAAAAAAAGAGUUUUUAUUAAUAAUUUAUAAUAUCCUUUCAUUGUAUAAUUAUAUUAAUUCUUGUAUGAUUACAUCAUGUCUAAACUUAUUUAAAUUUAUAUCUAUGAUUAAAGCAAGUGUAAAAAAAGAGCAUUAUACAUGUAUCUUUUUUGAUAAAGUAACGUGUAUCUUGUAUCUGUGGUAUGAAUACAUCCUGAAGUAUAUUCUUAUUUCAUGGAAUGUCAAUAAAAGUUUUGUUGCUAGGAGACAA